CAUCUUCGUCCAGGGCCGAGGAUUGAAGGUCCACUACAGAGCCACUUUACAGCAUGCGGCUUGCAUCCUUGUAGGUUCCUCAUAAACGAAUCAAGACUCACUAAAUGCAAAGAUGUUCCUAUCAAAAGGGGUUGCUUCCGCAACAGUCACGCUACCCGCGACAUGGAAAAAAGCGUAUGGGCUAGCGGCCACAUUGGAAAUGGGUUCCCGUCAGAUAAGGUCAUGGAGGUAUAUAUGUCUUGCAACAAGUCUUCCGGAUACCUGUGUGAGAUGCGCCUUUACACUGUGCCCAUCUCAACCUCAAUAUGGAGUCACAAUCAGCCCUAAGUUCGAGCAAGCUCUUUCCCAUCGUGUCUUUGACCAGCGUUGGAUGGCUUGCUGCCCUCUGGAUUGCCUACCGAAUCGCUAUCGCUCUUUACAACAUAUCGCCGUUUCAUCCGCUCUCGAAAUUUCCCGGUCCAAAGAUCGCAGCUGCAUCUUACCUUUACGAGGCCUACUAUGACUGGUGGCUACUUGGUCGAUAUGGCAAAGUCAUCGCCCGUAUGCACGAACAGUAUGGUCCCAUUGUCAGGAUAAAUCCCGAUGAACUUCAUUGUGCGGAUCCGGCGUUCACAGACGAGAUUUAUGCUGGCCCUGGCCGCGUUCGUGACAAGUGGCAGCAUCAACUGAAUACCGGUGGUGCUGGACCUGUUAGCGUCACCGGAUUUUCGACAGUCGACCACAACUUGCAUCGUGCGCGCAAGACACCUCUAUCCAAGUUCUUCUCUCGCCAACAGAUGCUGAAGUUGGAGGAUGAGGUGCAUGACUUCGCUGAGCAAACCACAAACAAGAUGAUGACUUUUGCCGGCAAGGGAGCUUUUGAUAUCAAAGAAGCCUUCAACUGCUUCACUGCAGAUGUCAUCUCCCAGUAUGCGUUUGGCGAGCCCAUGGGAUUCAUUGCCCAGGAGGGUUGGGAGCCUAACUUUGCAACUUGGGUCAAGUCAUUCUUUAAAAGCGCGUACAUGAUGAGGCACAAUGCACUAGGACGAAAAAUGGCUCAGGUCAUGCCGUUGUUGGCAGACUACCUCGGCGAGGACAUCAAAUCAGUCAUGCAUCAGAUGAACGUCGUUAUCCCCAGUUACAUCCAACAGGCUGUCAAGAACCCUGAAAACGGAAGGGUGUUUGCAGAUCUUGUAGAGUCCAAAGCGCGGCCGGACAAUGAGACAAUGGAAGAAACCAAGUUUCGUCUCAACGGAGAAGGCUUCAACUUUUUGCUUGCGGGCACUGAAACCACUGCGGCUAUCCUGACUGUCUUCACCUACUGGGUUCUCGCAAAGCCUGAAAUCUACGCCCGCCUCAUGCAGGAUCUGAAUGGCUUGAAUGGACAGAACCUGAAGUGGGUCGAGCUCGAGAAGCGCCCGUACUUGUGGGCUAUCUUGCAGGAAUGCUUGCGAAUGAUGCCUGGUGUCUCCCAUAGAUCUGCUCGAGCUGCGCCUCUGGAGGAGCUGGUCUACAAGAGCCAGGAUGGCAAAACCGAGUUCGUAAUUCCGAGGAACACACCCAUUGGGAUGACAUCGAUGAUCAAUCACUGGAACAAGGACCUCUUCCCUAACCCCAACGAUUUCGUUCCCGAGAGGUGGCUUAUCAACGGUGAACCAAACUACCAAUUGCAAAAGAAGCUCAUCGCCUUCGGAAAGGGGAGCCGAUCGUGCAUUGGCGAGAACCUGGCUUACUGCGAGCUGUAUAUCAUGUCAGCUCUUAUGGCAUUCUACGUUAUCCCGAGAUCCAAGCUCGUGGAUACCACAGUAGAAGAUAUCUCGUAUGAUCACGACCUUAUUGUUUUGCAAACGAAGAAGGGCUCAAUCUCUGUGCGCAUUGCUAUCGAGUAGUUCGAAAUGACACAGCAUUCAGUAGCCAGAAUAAGAUCGUAUGACCUCAUAUCGGCUAUCCAGCAAUAUGCAGCUAAUUAAUACGUUAAUCCGGCUUCUCACCUUUCAACUGCAGUCUGAAGUAAUACAUGGGUAGCUGUUAGAUCUAUUGCCCGCUACUUGGCAUUUUCAUGCCAGAUG
Messenger RNA from Boeremia exigua, 2048 nucleotides. RefSeq names its product cytochrome P450 monooxygenase-like protein. Gene Ontology annotation, molecular function: heme binding; iron ion binding; monooxygenase activity. The record is from RefSeq and is a predicted model, not a curated record. Bases 306 to 1868 code for a protein of 520 amino acids. The transcript has 4 exons. Lineage: Eukaryota; Fungi; Ascomycota; Dothideomycetes; Pleosporales; Didymellaceae.